AUGUCGACAGAUACGGAGGGUGGGGAGUCGUCCACGAAGCCCGGAGGUUCGCGGCCUUCUUCGAACCCGUCCUCCCAGCAGGCCUCGUACACUCGCGUCGGCGUCUUGGUGGCCGUCCUGCUCUCCCUGGGCGGCCUGCUGCUCAUCUGGAUGAUGUUUGUCGGCGGCUCAAAGAAGGCCACCUCGCCGGACAUCAAGGGGGCAGCCCCAGCCGUCCCAGCUCGCGAUCAGUCCAUCAGGGCCAAAGAACCUUCGGGACCCCAGCAUCCGCUGCCUGGACCACCGCCAGUGCCGUGGUACAAAGAGCUGGACGAGCGCCGAGCCACCGAUCGCGUGUUCUUCAUCACCCGUCCUCAGGCCUCGACGUCAGAAAAGCCCGCCACGUCCAAGGCGGAACCCGAGGACUACGUGCCUCCUCUGAGGACGGACUUUCCCGAAAAGCUGCCUGGCCAUUUGGAGCCAAUCCACUAUGACGUCAUGUUCAAGGUGAUUCUUGAUGCGAGGCAAGAGCAAAAUUUUAUGUACGGAGACUCCUAUUUCCUGGGCAAGACCAUUAUCCUGCUGCGCUGCCUGAAGCCCACGCAAACCAUCUUUCUACACGCCACCGGCUUCACUGUGAAGGAGCAACAGACGACGCUGCUGAAAGAAGGGGACAGAACCUUCAUUGGGAUCGGGAAAAUGGCCGUCAAUGACGACCUAGAAAUGCUGAAGAUCGACGUCGAGACUCCUCUUGAGUUUAACGAGACGUACUCGCUGUCACUGGAGUUUGCCGGCUCGAUUAAUAAGUCGCCGCGAGGACUCUACAAGUCUUUCAGCAACUACGGAGAGCGCAUCACCGUGACAGGCACACACUUCCAGCCGACGUACGCCCGGCGAGCGUUCCCGUGCUUCGAUGAGCCCGCGCUGAGGGCCACCUUCAGCGUGGUGGUGGUCAGGCCCAAGAACUACCGAAGCUUCUCCAACAUGGCCAUCUCCAAGAGUGAAGAGCGGUCAAAAGAUUUCGUGGCGGACUACUACGAGAGGACACCACCCAUGUCCACCCACCUGCUUGCCUUCGUCAUCGGACCCUACAUGACGGCUGGCAGCGGCAUCAUCAAAGUACACGGAACGUCCCAGGAGCUCCAAAACAGCGAGUACGUCCUCCAGGUGGCGCCAACCAUCUUCUCAUACUACCAGGAGUCAUUUCGCAUCAACUACCCAUUCUCUAAGCUGGACCUGGUAGCCGUGCCCACGCUCCCGACGCCCGCAAUGGAACACUGGGGGCUCAUCACGUUCCAGCCAGUCUUUCUCAAGUUUCACAAAGAAGAGACGCCGUUCAAGCUGAAGAUCGCCUCGCUCAAGCUCGUGGCCCGCAAAAUUGCACAGCAGUGGCUCGGAAACCUGGUGACUGUUGCCUGGUGGGACCACAUGUGGCUCAAGGAAGGAAUCUCCGAGUAUUUGGCGUACUCUGCAGCGUCUGCAGCCGAUGCGCAAGCAGAUCUGCUUUCAACAGUGCUCGUGGAUGAAGUGCACAAUUCGAUGGAGUAUGACGGCCACAACACAUCCCAUCCGGUCUCGAUGCAGCUCAACACUCCCUUGCAGAUCCGAAAGCACAUGAACCCGGCCGUUAACGCCAAGAGCGUCUCGAUGAUUCGGAUGUUGUCACACCUUCUGCCAAAGGAUGCCUUCAGAGUUGGACUCAGGCAAUUCCUGAAGAAAUACAGCUACAAGAGCGUGCAACCAGAACACCUCUUUAAUGAACUUCACUUGGUUCAACGCAGCCUCCUCGGCCGCCUGUCCGUGAACAUAACGUCUGUGAUGAAUCACUGGCUGACCAGAAGCGGCUAUCCCGUUAUUUUCCUGAACCGGUCCUACUCCGAGAAGACCGCAGUGGUAUCGCAAAAACGCUUCAUUUUUGGCGAUAGCGGCGCCGUACCCAGAACCCUCUGGCAAGUUCCGAUCUCCUACGCUACCGGAGAAGCUCCAGACUUUGACUCAACUCUUCCAAAGUUUUGGCUCAAAGACAGAGAGGCGCUUAUGGUCGGCAUGCCUCCAAAGAAUCGCUGGGUCAUCCUCAAUGUGAAAGAAACCUUCUACUACAAGGUAAACUAUGACAAGUCAAACUGGCUCAUGAUCAUCAGUCAACUUGAGAACGACCACAAGGUGAUCCACGAGUUCAACCGCGCACAGCUGAUCGAUGAUUCUUUGGACCUUGCCAGGGCCGGCCAGCUGCCCUACCACUUGGCCUUCGACGUGCUCGAAUACCUUCCCAAGGAGCGCGCCCACGUGCCCUGGAAUGCGGCCGUGGCCAAUUUCCAUAAGUUGGACCUUGUACUGAGACACACCAGGGUCUACACCAAGUGGAAGAAAUUUGUGAAUCAUCUCUUAGACAGCCAGUACGAGCGGCUCAUGUCCGAGGAGCACAACGAGGAAUCGCUUCAAUUAUCGUAA
Molecule: messenger RNA, 2430 nt
Organism: Ixodes scapularis (black-legged tick)
Lineage: Eukaryota; Metazoa; Arthropoda; Arachnida; Ixodida; Ixodidae
Product: aminopeptidase N
Exons: 16
Coding region: 1-2430 (809 amino acids)
Biological process (GO): peptide catabolic process; proteolysis
Cellular component (GO): cytoplasm
Molecular function (GO): zinc ion binding; peptide binding; metalloaminopeptidase activity
Source: RefSeq, a predicted model, not a curated record